This is a messenger RNA of Adineta ricciae, 1983 nucleotides long. NCBI's taxonomy places the organism in Eukaryota, Metazoa, Rotifera, Eurotatoria, Adinetida, Adinetidae. The record is from the annotation of a GenBank genome assembly.
AUGCUAAAAAAGUACUAUGAAUUAAUCGAUUCGAUAAAUAAAUCGAUCAUACGAAACGCUACCGAUGAAUUCGAUUCAUUUUCGGUGCUAUGGCUUGACAAUUCUGUAAAUACAACGCAAGAGAAUAUUCAUGGUCAAAAUUUAUUUCGCUCGUCGAUUGGUCAUCUGAAAACAUUCGAUAAUGUUGACAGAUGUGAAGAAUACAUUCGAGCGACUCCCAUCGAUGAGCGACUUAUUUUUAUUGUGAGUGGUCGGCUAGGUCGAAUAUUGACACCACGUAUUCAUCACUUACGACAAGUUUCUUCGAUUUACGUCUAUUGUCUAGAUAAAACCAUAAAUGAGCAAUGGGCUGUAGGUUAUACAAAGGUCAAAGAGAUCAUUACCAGCUUUCCGAAGUUAAUUGAAAAAAUCCAAGAAGAACGUUCAAAACGAAGUGAAAAUGAAGUCAACGAAAUUUUACCAUUCAGUGUAUCUUCUCAACAACAUGACUUUAUUGCUUCACAAUUAUUAACCAACGUUCUGCUUUCUCAUUUGUUACCUAUUCAAAACGACAAAAGUCAACUAGUUAAUCUUUUAAAAGAAAAAUAUUAUGACAUUGAUGCCGAAUUGAAACUUCUGCAAGCCUUCGAACAGAAUUAUUCAGCAAAUCAAGCUCUGGAUUGGUACAUGAGAGAUUCUUGUAUAUAUCGAGUUUUAAAACGAGCUAUUCGUCAACAAAAUCUCAAAUUAUUACUUUCCUUUCGAUUCUUUCUUCAAGAUGUUCAUCAAAUAAUCGAAAGUAAGAAAUGCACUUCGCCCGUACGAGUCUAUCGAAGUCAAUUGUUGACUAAAAGCGAGCUCACUGAGAUAUAUAAUUCGAUUAAUCAUUUCAUUUCAAUCAAUACGUUCUUCUCGACAAGUAUCUGUCGGGAAUUAGUCUUAAUGUUUCUCAAUCAAUCUUCUAAUGACCUAGAACGAGUUAUGUUUGAAAUCGAUGCUGAUCCAAAUCAUAUGUUAAGCAAACCAUUCUGCUUUAUUGAAUCGAAUACCUGUUUUCGACAAACCGAAGAAGUUUUAUUCACUAUCGGAUCAGUCUUUCGUUUAACUGAACUUCACCAGGAAGCUGAUGGACUGUGGAUUGUACGGUUAACAUCGUGUGCUGAUGAAGAUGAAAAGCAACUGAAAGAAAUCUUCAAACCGUAUUAUCUCGAUGACAAAAUCAAUUUGAUAGCGUUCGGAAAUCUUCUAAUAAAGUUAAACCGACUCGCGGACGCUGAGAAAUUCUUCGUUCAGUUAAUAAACGAAUACGUCGAUCAGCCCUGUCAUCUUGCUGAUUGCUAUUUUGCAUUAGGUAUUAUCGCGGAAGAAAGAAAGAUGUAUGAUGUCAGUUUAGAUUGGCACAAAACAUCGUUGGAAAUCAAAGUAAAAAAUUUAAGUGAAAAUGAUAUCAGUUUGGCGGAGAGUUACAAACACAUUGGUGAGAUUCAUUUACAAAAAUCGGAUUAUAAACAAGCACUAGCAGCGUAUCUACGAGCAUUAAAUGUUAGUUUACAAGUGUAUGACGAAAAUCAUGUACGUGUAGCGAUGUGUUACACAAAACUUGGUGGAAUUUAUCAGAAACAAGAAGAUUACAAAGAUGCGCUAAGUUGUUAUAAGAAAGCUUUGGCAAUUCAACAAAAACAGCCAUCCGACGAUAAUCCUGAUGUUGGUAUAGCUUACAAUAAUGUUGCCAUUAUCUAUGCUUGCCUCAAUCAGUACGAUCUAGCUUUUGAAUGUUAUGAGAAAGCACUUGAAAAUCUACAGAGAACACUUUCACCAUUGCAUCUCGAAGUCGCUGUUAGCUAUUGCGGACUUGGCUUGAUCUGCGAACACAAAAAUGAAUUUGAGAAAGCACUGUCGUUCUAUGAAAAAACAGGUGUUAUUUACCGACAAACACUUUCUUCGACUCAUGCUGAUGUCAUCGAAAUUGAACGGCAUAUUCGACGAAUAUCGUCAAAACUUUAA